ACGCUUAAAAACAAUAAUACACAAAAAGCUAAUCCUUACUCGUAUUUUAAAAAUGUCACUUUUUGUAACAUGUACUUAGUAUAGUCAUGGAUUAUCACCAGAUUUGAGAAUUAAAGAAAAAGGGAUGAUAUAACCGAAGUUUAAAGAAGUUUAAAAAGUAACCAAAACGAAAAUAUCGUAUUAUGACAACAGAUAUAACCGUUAGAAUUCGGAUACAUAAAAUAAAUAAGCCGUUUUACCUGAUAUACAAAUAUGCCAUUAUUUAGUUUUGGGCGAAGGUCUUAAAACUUUCAUAACGAAUUUGAAUAUUUCGAACAUUUGUUAUUUUGAUAUUUGAGAAUGUCAGUCUGAUUGUGUGAACAUUUCUUGGAUGCUACGUAAAUAUUAAUUUGAUUUUUAUAAUAUUGAUUUGGAUGAUUCUUUAAUCAAAAACCUUACAAAACAGUUGGGAUGCACGCGCGUUAUUUAUUCAAAUGAUGAAAUGAAUAUUGAUGUGUAUUCUUUUUUAAUUAUGAAAUUCGGAGCGAACAACUAGUGUAAUUAAAGCUUUGGGUACCAUUUCUGUUAUUUGUUGAAUAGAAGACUAACAAUAUAAAAUCGCUUUUUAAAUAUUGCGCAAAUACCCAAGUUGAAUUUCAAUUACAACUGGUAAAAGAACGGGCAAAUAAAAUUUAUUGACAACUAUUCGACGUGGAAAUUUAGUAAAAGUGUUAUAAUUUUUUGUAAGUCUGUGUUUGGUUCAACACAUACGGAUUUGUGAUAAUAGCUUAUUUAUUCAUAUGAUAAUGGAUUAAUGUACAAGUUGUAGAGGACAGACAGUCUAAAUGUCUCUUUUGCCUGAAAUUGGUACCGGCAGGCUUGUUAUUUCCGGACAGGAACCGGAAAAGGGCCAGAUAACAAAAAGCGGAAAUGUAGUACGACGAAGAAAGGGAAACAAGUCCUUGCUAGAAAUUUCGCAGAAUUUACAAUCUAUUCAUCACGAGGACGGCAAAAGAUUAAGGUCAAGGUCGUAUGACCAUUCGUCGGGUGAUGAAAUUGAAAAUCAGGAAAGAAAAAAGGCAAAAAUUGAUAGAAGUAAAAGUUUAGGUCGUGCCGAAAGAAAAUGGGAACAAAAACGAAAACAACCAGUCGGUAAGGAAAAUAACUUUGCCGAUGAAAAUAAAAUGUCGAAAAGCAAAUCUCCAAAAAGAACCAUGUCGGGCAGACGAGUUCGAUUCGACAGCAGUUCUGAUGAUUCCUUUAACCAGAAAGGCGGCGGGAAAAGUUCCGAAUUUAAAUCUUCAACUCCAAAGCCAAAAGGUGUUCAGUACAAGAUAGGAGGAAACAAGAACGAUGUUGCCAUGGAAACAUCGCCGAUUACUAGCGGAGAAGUAUCCCCUACUGUACCCAGAAAACGGGCUCAACCAGGAACGCACAAGUCGAGACUCGAAGCUGCUAGGGAAAGGGCUAAAGUAUGGACAGAGACCUGGUCAGACCCAGGACCUAGUGAGAGAUCUAUAGACCAUGACAAGGUCCUCAAGGGUCAACCAGUUGAUCCACGGCGCAGUCGAAUUCCAACAGACACUGCACGUAACAAACAUGCACAGUACAUGAACCAAGACAAACAAGAUGGCCGACCUAAAGCAGCAGACAAAGGGAGACGACUCCAGUCGCUUCCGUCCAAAAAAGAAUCACAUGCAUCUGAAACUGAAGAGCGGCCAGUGAUCUCAGCUCCGUCCAAAGAUCAAGGUCAAAUGGACGCACCUAUGCCAAAAAUAAACACUUUAGUGCCAAAAGAUCAUCAAGCCAGUUCGCAGCCUGGUACCAAUACAUCUAGUGAACCUUCACCUAUAAAAUCAAAAGAACCAUCUAUUAGCCCAACAAAAUCAAAAGAGCCAGCUUUCAACCCUACAAAAUCAAAGGAACCAGCUAUUAGUCCUACAAAAUCAAAGGAUCCAGCUGACAGUCCUAGAAAAUUGAAGGAACCAGCUGUAAGUCCGCAGAAACGGGAGCCUGAAAAUAAACCGAAAGAGACACGACGUGUUGAAAUAAACGUAACAGGUGUUGCUGGACGUACCACCAUGGAUGAAGACAGUAACAGGAACAACAAGAAUACUCCUUCCACAGGUCAAGAUCGUUCAGAAGGAAGUCCUACAAAGUUAAAGGAUGAAAAGCGACGACUUCCUGCUGAUGAUCACGGACCGGUUAAUCCAACUCCUAAGCCAGCACAUGUCACUAAACCAUCUGCGGACAGUGUAUCUCCAUCGGAUCCAAACUUCAAGUACUACGCAUCAGAAAAACAAAGAGCCGCAGAUGGUGGGAAUUUCUUUGAGGACUCUCCAAGAGUACCGUCAGAAAAAAGUUCGAAAACAGACAAAUCAUGGACUACUAUAAAAACCAAAAGCAGCUUUCCUGCAGCUCCAACUAAAUCAAAAACUACGUAUGAGUUUUCACAAACUCCUUCAUUGGCAAACAGUGACAAGAAACGACGCGAGGUGACGAUAGUUGACCCAAAAUAUGUACGAAAAAAUAAUAAAAAUGUUACUGACGAUGACGACGUCGAACCAUUUAUGCACGAGUACGAAUUUAGUCAUAAUCAAAUUAAACAUCACAGGGACUUUAGAGACAUGACUGAUGAAGAGAAAAUAGAAUAUUUUCGGGACAAAUUGCACAUGAAACCUGAACAAGUUAGAGAACUUACGUUUCAUCCUAAGGUAACAGAACCAAAACUGAUACAUCAUACAUAUACAGGUAUUGAAACCGUAAAUUGGACUUCCGGUCGAAUAAAAUCUGGAAAACGUCCCAAGUCAAAAAAAUUGAGUAUGUAUAAAAAGGUAUCGGUCGUGCCACCAUCCAAAAGAAAGAGUGCUAUGUUAACUAAACUGCAAGGGGUGGUUUAUCGACAUAUAAACAAGGUUUAUGACAGUUCCCCACGUGAUAUGCGUGAAAAACAAUUCUUUGAAAAACUUGCCCAAAUUCAGAUAAAUGAUAUGCAACACCGUUAUGAGAUGCUUGCGGAGAAAGAACGAAAAACGUUAGAAUCCAAAUACCGACAACGUGAACAACUACGCCGCCUCAGACGUAAAUUUGAAGAUGACGCUUGGAGGCGGUUUAUGACGCAAUAUGUGACGUCAAAAGUAGUGGAAGCAGAGUACAGGGACCGUGGAGAAUAUGGUUUGCCGAAUGAUCUAAACGAAGGACGUAAAAGAAAUCCCUAUGCAGUUCAAAAGACAAACGCAAAACGGGCGCAAUUUGCAAUGACUCCAAAACGCAUGCAAAGAAAAAAUCAGAAGAAAUACGGAAGUAUUUUCAAAUAUAAUGCCGGGCCCGUACCAAAGUCAGGAGGCAAGCCGCUGAAGUUUGAAGGCUUCGAUGCAGUGUAUAUUGAUACGGAAGAUGAGAAUGAUCCCGACGCAACAACAUCAGGAAAACCAACGAAGAAAAGGCAAAAUGUUGAAGCUCUUAUGCAAGAGGCCAGGCGUAUUCUUGACCAGUCAGAUGAUGACACGGACUAUGAAGACACGCCUAGAAAGUUAGUACCUGCUAGACGUAGCCUGCCAGAAAGACCUCGUCACAAUCGGUCACGAAACACAAAACAUAUUCAAGAUGACAAAUCUUUCAAAUCGUCACAGUCAAAACAAUCAACGACGCGCUCAACGAGUUAUAGCAAGACGCCACCACGCACAAUGAAAGAACUAAUAAACCAAAGGAAGCGUCCAGAAGCUCCUGGAAAUAGAUAUAAAGCUAGCAACUUCAAUGCAAUGAAAGCGGAUUUACUUAAAGACAGUGAUAUAUUGAAUAAGAAUGAGAAAUUAAAGGAACCGAAAUCUGAACUUCCAAAUUUUGAAACUUCUAGUAAAUCUGAUAACAGUCGGCACGAGGUUGCUCAGAUGAAACCACAAAGAGAUAGAAGUCCAGAGAAGAUACCAGAACCAGUUACACACAGGGUGACAACACCAGUUGUUUCACCAACGCCCGCAAAAAGUCAAGUACAAACAAAAACUGUAACCACAACACAAGUAACAACAGUGAAAACAGAAACAACAACAUCAACGGCUGAUGAUGAAACAGCCGAUAAAAAGGAAUGGAAGGUAAAAGAAGGAAAUGUUUAUCUCGACAAUAUGGAAACACAAAUGGCAAUCGAGACCGCACGUGACAAAAUAGUCGAUGAGAAUAAUCCAAAUAGAGGACCUAGUCGCGCUAGCAAAAAUAUAGACAAUAAAUUACAAAAUGGAUAUUCUACCACAAAGACAGUUGAAAAGCCUGCAAGCCGGACACCGUCCCGUAUUAGUUUUAGAGGGAAACAAGAGACAUCUGGGCCAAAGGAUUUGCGUCCUCCAAGAGCUCCGUCCAGAUCAAGUCUAUUCUCAAAUGAUGCAAAGACCAACAAGCCACAAGGACGGACCUCUCGGACAAGUAUGAACCCUGUUAAUGAAAAUCAAUCUCAGGAGACAAGUAACAUUAACGGUUCAAACAAAAACAUUAAGACUGAAACUACUGUUACUGAAAAUGUAAUCGAAACGGUAAAUGUCUCAAAUGGCAAAUCAACAAAUACUACGAAACCAAAUCAUUUGAAAGAUGAAACUUUCCAACCAAAAUCUGUAGGCGGGUCAAAAAUAAAUAUAAGGCAGGAAAGUCGCCGCAAUUCAGUUUCUUCCAACCAACAAAAACAACCGGCCAGUGGAAGAACAAGUGUCGUUGGCAUAGCAACCAGUAAUGGACGCGUUUCUCCAGCCAUUGAAAAGCAGCGUCAACCUGCAAGCCGACGUGAAAGUUUUGUUGAUAAACAAAGAGAAACAGUUAGCGGAAAAGGAAGUAUUUUUGAAAAAUCUUCUGUUACGACUGGAGAUGGAUCAAAGAAGACUGUAGAUAAACAUACAAAUGGACAUAUUUAUCCAGGAUCUAGAAAAACAGAUAGUGAUUAUUCAGUACCGAAAGCUGUGGUUGCGAAAAGUAUUAAUGUAUCUGAAAAUGUUACUGAAAACGUAAUUGAAACAACGAACUCUGAAAGGUCUAAGAACAAACAGCCCAUGAAGAGACAGAGCAUAAAUGAACCGAAAAGAAGUGUUGAUCAUUCAACCAAUGAUUUAUCGUCAAGUAAGAGAUCAGCGUUUAGUGAGCGUAGGCCUAACAGUGAUGAAAAUAAAGAGAAACCAAAACAAACAGAAAAACCUGUACAGAAAAGAGACAUGUCAAAAGGGAAGAAAGCACCGGCCGGUCGCAGGUCACGGUCUCGCACACCUCAAAGAAAACAAGAUAUCAAUGGACAUGGAGAUAUCAAAAUGGAUAGAAAUGAGUAUGAAGCGAAGGGGCAUGAUGGGAAUAGACCUUCUCGUCGUCAAAGGUCAGGGUCAAAGGAAGGUAGUUCAGGUGGCAGACGACGAUCUACAUCUAGGGGACGAAAACCUUCAAAGAGCCGGAAACGAUCAAUAUCGAAUGAGAGGAAGAAACCUAAAAAAGGCUCUGUUUCGAAAUCAAGAUUCCCCGAUAUUACGAAGAAGGAUGGUGAAUGGAAGAUAAGUGCCAGGUCCCCAACACAAAAGGUUACAAGGAGCGAUGCUGUCGAUGAAUAUACAACUGAAAGGGUAAUCACACCGAAGCCAGCUGGUGGUAAUCAGUGGAAGGAUCUCGUAGAAAAAUACCUCAGGCAACCUAGUCCAAAAGUUGGAAGAACUGAUGAUAGAUCUUUACUAGAUUCAAAUAUAACUGAUGAUGACGACGAUGAUGAUGAAAUGGACAUUUUCAAACGCGCUCAGAUGAAAUAUAAACUGGCAGUUAGCCAAACCGACGAAGAAGAUUCAGACGAUGAUUAAACGUGACUUUGACAAGAUAAAAUAUCAAACAGCGUUUCGAAACAAUUCCAAAACAUUCUGCGCUUGCCUAUUUCUUAUAUAUAUCUUGCAGUUAAGCAAGAAAUGGGACCCAACAUUAUGAUCAGGAUCUUUAACCUGUACCAACAAAUACUAUUUUGACUAGAAAUCGGUAAUAACUAGAUAAGAAAUGAAUUAAAAGUCAGUAAAUCUACGGUAUAAUUUCGUUUGUUUAUUUAAAAUAUAACUAUUGAUAAAUAGAAGCAGAAGCCUUCUGAAUUUGAAACACGUUAGGCUUCUUCGAGUAUUUACGAGAUAUACAGUGCUUACUCUAAAGCGGUGAAAUAGUGACAAAACUUUUAUAUAUUGCAGUUUACUUUUUCAUUCCUGCAUCAGAGUAUAAAACUAGCGAUCAUUAGAAAAUGAACCUUAAAUUGUUUUGAAAUUUGUAAAGUGAACUAUUUCAAUCCAUCCGGCUGUGUUGUGAUAUAAAAUUUUGUGACAUUUAUUGGAUAAAUACGGAAAUCAUGAGAUUCGCGUUUUGCUGAACACUUUGGAUGUUUUUGUAUAAGAACACUGCCUGCACCCAUUUCAUGUGUUUGGAUAUUUUCAUUACACCGCUGCGAACAAAAUCAGAUUGAUACAAGUACACAAAAAGAGAUAUAUUUUAAAUUCUUCAUUAGAAAUGUUCGUAGUUAUGAAAUGGAGCAUAAAAGUGCUUAGAAUUAAUGCUGAGACUUGUCAGGGAACAUGAUGAAGGAAAUAGGUGUAACUUAUUUAUAAGAUUAUUCUGUUUAGAAUUUGUGAGAUUGAUAUUUUCUAAUGUUAAUUAUAUAUUUAUUGUGAUAAACCGCCUGUGAUAUUGAUAGAUAUAUAUUUAUUUGUAUUAUAGUAAUGAUCAUACAUUUGUGCUGUUUCUCUCUGGAGGCACAGUUUUGUCUCAAACAUGUUUAUACAUGAAUCAUUAUGUAUAUUUUGAUAUUCUGAGUUAUUUAGAGAUAAAAUAUAUUUGUUUAAUUAAAAUGAAAGUACAAAUUUAUUCACGGA
Molecule: messenger RNA, 6836 nt
Organism: Mercenaria mercenaria
Lineage: Eukaryota; Metazoa; Mollusca; Bivalvia; Venerida; Veneridae
Product: nucleolar protein dao-5-like
Exons: 9
Coding region: 825-5792 (1655 amino acids)
Source: RefSeq, a predicted model, not a curated record